AUGGUGCAACAAGUAAGAACACAAAUAAGCCUGAGCAAAAAUGAAGAACUUUCAGAAAAAUACCCUCCACGUCACAGGCCACGGUUCUGCGAGUUGCCACGUAAGAAACAAUUUGAGAGUAUGAGUAUUUUAACAGCUGAACCCUCUGAUUUAGCAGAAACUUUCUGCUAUGGGAGGUGGUACCAUAAAAACAUUACCAGAAAUCAGGCAGAACGUCUACUGAGACAAGAGUCUAAAGAAGGUGCAUUUAUUGUCAGAGAUUCAAGACAUUUGGGAUCUUACACAAUUUCUGUGUUUGUAAAAGCUGGAAGAAGUACUGAGGCUACCAUUAAACAUUAUCAGAUUAAAAAGACAGACUCAGGGCAGUGCUACGUGGCUGAAAGACAUGUCUUCCAAUCAAUCCCUGAACUGAUCCAGUAUCACCAGCACAAUGCAGCCGGUCUCAUGACCCGUCUUCGCUACCCAGUUGGGCCGAUGGGGAGCUGUUUGCCCGCCACUGCUGGUUUUAGCUAUGAAAAAUGGGAGAUUGAUCCAUCCGAAUUGAUUUUUGUAAAGGAGAUUGGAAGCGGUCAGUUUGGGGUGGUCCAUUUAGGUCAAUGGCGAGCACAUAUUCAGGUAGCAAUCAAGGCCAUCAAUGAAGGCUCCAUGUCUGAAGAAGAUUUCAUUGAAGAGGCUAAAGUGAUGAUGAAAUUAUCUCAUUCAAGACUAGUUCAGCUUUACGGAGUGUGUAUACAGCAGAAGCCCCUUUAUAUUGUGACGGAGUUUAUGGAAAAUGGUUGCCUGCUAAACUAUCUCAGGGAGAGAAAAGGAAAUCUUAGAAAGGAGGUGCUACUGAGUAUGUGCCAGGAUAUAUGUGAAGGAAUGGCAUAUCUGGAGAAAAACUGCUUUAUUCAUCGGGAUUUAGCAGCAAGGAAUUGUUUGGUCAGUUCUACAUGUAUCAUAAAAAUUUCGGACUUUGGAAUGACGAGGUAUGUUUUGGAUGAUGAAUAUAUCAGUUCUUCAGGAGCCAAGUUCCCAAUCAAGUGGUCCCCUCCUGAAGUUUUCCACUUCAACAAGUACAGCAGCAAAUCUGAUGUCUGGUCAUUUGGUGUUCUGAUGUGGGAAGUUUUUACAGAAGGUAAAAUGCCUUUUGAAAAUAAGUCAAAUUUACAAGUUGUAGAAGCCAUUUCUAAAGGCUUCAGGCUAUACCGUCCUUACUUGGCACCAGUGUCCGUCUAUGAAGUCAUGUACAGUUGCUGGCAUGAGAAACCCAAGGGCCGCCCUGCGUUUGCUGAGCUGCUGCAAGUUCUCACGGAGAUUGCAGAGACCUGGUGA
This is a messenger RNA of Orycteropus afer afer, 1314 nucleotides long. It is a transcript of the gene TXK, whose product is annotated as TXK tyrosine kinase. Gene Ontology annotation, biological process: peptidyl-tyrosine autophosphorylation; regulation of platelet activation; adaptive immune response. The record is from RefSeq and is a predicted model, not a curated record. Lineage: Eukaryota; Metazoa; Chordata; Mammalia; Tubulidentata; Orycteropodidae. The transcript is spliced from 13 exons. Gene Ontology annotation, molecular function: non-membrane spanning protein tyrosine kinase activity; ATP binding. Bases 1 to 1314 code for a protein of 437 amino acids.